Messenger RNA from Lymnaea stagnalis (great pond snail), 963 nucleotides. NCBI's taxonomy places the organism in Eukaryota, Metazoa, Mollusca, Gastropoda, Lymnaeidae. The record is from the annotation of a GenBank genome assembly.
AUCUUGGGCUUUCUGGGUAACACGCUCUCCAUUGUGGUGCUGCACCGGCGGCAGAUGAGAUCUUCAACCUCCUACUACCUGCUGUCUCUCGCCAUCUACGACAACGGCAUCCUCCUCGGCAUGAUUAUCUACUUCUGCCUCCCGGCACUGGCCCUGUACACCCCGUGCCUCAAAGACUACGGGUCCAUAUCCUCCCUGACCAUCCCCGUGGGGUACCCGCUGUCGCUCACCGCCCAGAUGGGGUCCAUAUACACCUGUGUGGGCUUCACCGUGGAGCGGUUCAUCGCUGUCUGUCGGCCUCUUCACGUGGCCAACACGUGCACAAGGUCGAGGACGCUGCGGGCGAUGGUUCUCAUCUUCCUGUGGUCGCUGGUCUACAAUAUACCGCGGUUCUUUCACUACCACGUCCAAGACGACACAGACACGUCGCCCACAACUCUGCCGCCGCCUUCUUUUGGCCAGGCAACUUUCAACAACUUCUCCCCGUCGAAUUUAACAGCCUGCCCUCAUCUCCCAGCCGGCGGUGCAGCAUGCGCGACCAGCACCAACUACCCGCCCGCCUUCAGAGACCCCGUCUCCGCCAUCGGCACCGUGACCGCACAGGUCGACCUUGGCCUUACUACUUUUGGAGCGAACGUGUCCCACCAGACGAACGCCACCGGAAUCGGUCCCGGGAGGCAGCGAUUCAGUUACAAGGAGACGGCGUUCGGCUCCGACCCCACCUUCAAGCACCUGUACCUCAUCUACUCGCAGCUGUUCUUCAUGUUCCUCCUCCCGUUCAUCAUCAUACUGGUGAUGAACGUGGGCCUGAUCCGCGCCGUCAAGAACUCAAAGUCCAUGCACCAGUCGAUGUGCGCCUCGGCGCGCAAGGAGCACAACCUGACCGUCAUGCUCAUCGCGGUCAUCGUCGUCUUUCUCGUCUGCCAGUUCCCCACGAUCAUCGACAACAUCCUCGUGGCGGUG